AGAGUUGACAUUCAAAAUGCACACUUCACUCAAGAUCCGUGUGGUGAACCAAACGAAUACUUAAAUCCAGUAAAUAUUACCAGCAGGGAGAGGAAGUUUGUUGACCUGUUGCGUCCACAUGACAGGUUAAUAGUUCUCUUCUUCUUACCUUUUUUUUUUUUUUUUAACUUCUUGGCAAUGUUUCCCUGUCCAAGCACGUCCACUCCCUUCUCUGUAAAGGAUAUAUUAAACAUGGAGCAGAGUCAUGGCGUUAUGGCGUCUUCUCUGGACGUCUCCUCACGUAUGGACUGCUGCAGCCUGCCGACCUCCUCCUCCUCUUGCUCCUCUUCCUCCUGCAUGCUGGCCCGGUUGAAGCAGGAGCCUCUCCGGGACAUGACGUCUCCCGCCGCCGCCGCCGCCUCGCUGUUUGGAGAGGACCUCCACGAGUCCCGGGCAGCCAGAGGCAGCAGCGCACUCAGCUUUGCCUCCAGCUUUUACGGGAAAACCCUCGUGGACUUAGUCAAGGAUGAGAAGUCAGACGGGCUUGAGGGGAAACGCAGAAAAGAAGAGUUCAGUCCUCCUCUCGAGCCCGUGGAGGACCUAAAACCCGAACAUCCGGACCGAGCCAAGGCCCGCAGACGCAGGAAGCCGCGGGUGCUUUUCUCCCAGGCGCAGGUGUACGAGCUGGAGCGGCGCUUCAAGCAGCAGCGUUACCUGUCCGCCCCGGAGAGAGACCACCUAGCCGGGGUGCUCAAGCUGACCCCGACCCAGGUGAAGAUCUGGUUCCAGAACCGGAGGUACAAGUGCAAGCGGCAGCGGCAGGACCAGAGCCUGGAGAUGGUGUCCCUGCCGCCGCCAAGGAGGGUGUCGGUGCCGGUGCUGGUGCGGGACGGGAAGCCCUGUUUGGCGGCGGACACGGCCACAUACAACCCCUCCUACAGCAUGGGUCCCAUCAACCAUUUCACCUACAACAACUACCCGGCCUUCAGCAACUACACGGGGCCCGGCUGCAACACAAACUAUGCGUGUAGUUAUCCCGCUGCCACAAUGCAAACUGUGCAAAGUUCCUCCGGCGGAGGGGGAUACAUGAACUUUGGCGCAGGAGACUUGAAUAAUGUGCAGAACGGCUUCUCCUCCAGCACCGGGGUGUCCUCCUUACAUGGCAUCAGGACAUGGUGAACACGUGUCUCACCCGUUAUACUGAACACAGUUUAACAGGAUGAUGGUCCGACUGCAUGCAUCUGUAAAUGUGUCAAGAUUUUGCGGAGUUCAUUUAACUUCUUAUAUUUAAUGACUAUAUUUGGUAGUUUUCGUCUGAAUAGCGACCUUUUUGUGUAUUUUCGUGGUAUUAGCGCACAGACAGGUAGCUUGAGAGAGAAAAAAAUGCAUCUAAAAUUAUUUAAAUGUUUUUGUAAAAUGUUUCAAUUUGUACCACCAUUUAAAAGAUGUUUUAAUUCAAUAAA
Platichthys flesus (European flounder) is the source of this 1442-nucleotide messenger RNA. RefSeq names its product NK2 homeobox 5 (gene nkx2.5). The record is from RefSeq and is a predicted model, not a curated record. The transcript has 2 exons. Lineage: Eukaryota; Metazoa; Chordata; Actinopteri; Pleuronectiformes; Pleuronectidae. Gene Ontology annotation, molecular function: DNA-binding transcription factor activity, RNA polymerase II-specific; RNA polymerase II cis-regulatory region sequence-specific DNA binding. Gene Ontology annotation, biological process: regulation of transcription by RNA polymerase II; cell differentiation. Gene Ontology annotation, cellular component: nucleus. Bases 178 to 1158 code for a protein of 326 amino acids.